This is a messenger RNA of Rosa chinensis, 1147 nucleotides long. RefSeq names its product SNF1-related protein kinase regulatory subunit beta-3. The record is from RefSeq and is a predicted model, not a curated record. Bases 501 to 854 code for a protein of 117 amino acids. Gene Ontology annotation, molecular function: protein binding. NCBI's taxonomy places the organism in Eukaryota, Viridiplantae, Streptophyta, Magnoliopsida, Rosales, Rosaceae. The transcript has 5 exons.
AAUUCGAAUCUGGUUUCGUAAAGAGGAAUUUUACUGUUGUUGCGGAAAAACAAGUAAUAGUUUCCCUUGCUUGCUUUGUAUUUUGAAAAUUGAGUUGUUGCGAACCAGCCUGGUGGUGUCUCUCUUGGCGGAUUCUCCUAGAACCAACUCCCUUCCGGGCUGGAUUUUCCCCAUAACCGUCUCCACCCGGUCCCCCCCUUUUCAGCCUUUUUUUUCCAUAUAUUUGCAAUGCCCAGAUAAGCUCUCAAGGGGUGGAGCUGAGAAGGCUGUUGAUUGGUAUUCAGGGUUGAGGAGAUACAGUCUGUCAGGUAAGCACUGGGUCUGCGGAAGUUCAUAUAUAUACUUAAAAGUGUUAGUUGCGUAUGUUGGUUUGAAGAAUAAGGUGGGCACUAAGAAGUCCUUCAUUGGUAAUUGAAGGGUUGGAGCCUCAGUCAAUCUGGUUCAUCAGUGUUAUAAUCUUCUCCAGUUGAUGAUAUAGUGCUGCUAGUUCCUAUUUCAACAUGAACAACUCAUAUGAUGAAGAUUAUGAUGAAGCAACUGUUGCGGGAUUUGAAGUUUUAAGAUCACCUGAUUCAAGUUACAACAAUAUGUAUCCUGGGAAUGAAGAUGAGUCACGGGAUCCACCAAUUGUCCCUCCACACCUGCAACAGACCUUACUUAGUUACCCAGCAAGUAGAGACACUGCUGGAACUCUUCCUUCGCCCCCAAACGUGACCCUCAACCACCUUUACAUUGAGAAUCGGGAGAGCCCCCGGUCUGUGGUCGCACUUGGGUUCACUCAUCGCUUUCGUUCAAAAUUUGUUACCGUUGUGCUUUAUAAACCAGUUCAAAGAAGGGGGGCUAGCAGCACUUAGAACAUGCAUAUUAGGAUACACCUAUAUUAGAGUUGGUUAUGUCUAGUCCUUAUAUUAUGAUCCAAUUAGUGGUAUAAACCCAAAUGAAAAACUAGUGGUGAAAGGUAUUUAUCGCCUUACAGAAACUCAUGAAUUUAGGCCUGUUCAACUUCUUUGUAGACUUGAAAUGGAUAAUAUAGUCUGCAGGGUAGAUCUGCUAUAUUCUGAAGAGCAUUUAAGUAUUCUUUCCAACUAUUAUACGAAAUGGGGUUGGCUGAGCCCCUACAUAGCGAUCAAAAUUGCUAUUUCAAAUC